Molecule: messenger RNA, 2309 nt
Organism: Rhopalosiphum padi (bird cherry-oat aphid)
Lineage: Eukaryota; Metazoa; Arthropoda; Insecta; Hemiptera; Aphididae
Exons: 1
Coding region: 242-1519 (425 amino acids)
Biological process (GO): double-strand break repair; DNA recombination
Cellular component (GO): nucleus
Molecular function (GO): DNA binding
Source: RefSeq, a predicted model, not a curated record
CUUGUAGUCAUUGCGAUGACGGAUGAACGCGAUGUCAGUACACUACUACACUCAGCACUGCUGAGUCAGCAGCCAACUGGCAGCUACACGACUCGACAUCUACACAGUCAGCCCGCAAUUAUACACAAAUUCAAGACUUAAAUCAUAAAUCUAUAUAAUAUGAAUUUAUCGUAAAUCGUGUUAUAAAAUUGAAAACGUAGGCAUCUCGGACUUCGGGGAAAUUUAAAACUCUCUUGUGGAGAUGGAAGCUAACGAACCCAGUUACGAAUUCUCGACGUUAAAGUGUCAAUGGUCGUUAACCGACUCGCCCACUGUGACGGUACACCUGAAAGUGGCGUUUUGCGACGAGGCGGCUGACGAUCAGGCACGGAUGGCGUUGCAGGUAACUGCGAUCGUGAACAUGUCGUUGGAUGAUUAUGUAGUGUACACGGGAUUUGUAAUGGGCGACAAGGCAGCAGAUCAGAGCCUAAAUUCUGGGGUCCAACACGACGACGAAUCGACAGUCGUUCGUAUUUGGUUACGGGACGCUCGAGCCGCGUUAGUAUGCAGUGGUGACAGACCGUCGACGGAUUACGAAUACCAUUUGCGACGGGAAGACGGCGAUAACGACCAACUGCUUACGUUGGCGUGGAAGAUUAAAGUUCGUCCGUUUGGCUUAGCGACGCUUGGCUCGGUUCAGAUGAGAGAGGUAACGUCUACGAUGUCAGUGACGUGCACUUCGUUCAUCACACCGCUGAUUCGUUUACUCUCUGCUGAACGGAAGCAACGAGAACUGUCCGAUCUGGCGGCCGCGGACUGUGAGCGACGUCUUUCGGAAGACAACCGCCGACUGCUGAACGAAUUGCGGUCGAUGGUCGACAGCCGACAGUCAGACGACCAGCGGCUAAUGGCUCGGUUUGUGGAGGUGUUGAACGCGAAGAAGCAGCGGAUAACCGAUCUGCAACAGAAGCUGACUGACCAGAAGUUGGAGCGUAAUGUGCUACAGCCAGUGGUCGCCGCCAGUGAACAAGAUGAAGUGAUAGGUCGAAGAAGGCGGGGACGUGGUACGUGUCGUAGCCAACCCAGGUCGAUAUGUAAGAUUAGACGAUCGACCAUUAAUAGUCAGAACAUAAAACGGUGUCCUUCCUCGUCCGAAGACGAGAACGCCGGUUUACAACGUAUCAACAGCAAAAUCCAGCAGCCUCAUUCUAUGGAAGUGGAUGGAUUAAAUAGUGUCAAUAUUUCUGGUAAUUUAGUUUCAGAUACUGAGGAGACCCUUAUGUCCACUUCAAUUCUAGAGUGUUCAGCACCAGUUUUCCCUAUUGUCCCAAUACCUACUUCAGCUGAGAACAUACCAAUCGAUCCUAGAUACUUAGCGGACACUCAAAUAGAUUCGCCUAGCAGUUCACCAACAUGGUUACAACAGUCGUUGACAGUUUCACCACCGCCUCAGCUGCAGCCAUCAAUAAUUCAACAUGACAAACACGAAAUACCAAAAAAAAAGUCUGUGCUUGAUGACCUAUGGUCUGGUAUUCUAUAGGUAACUAGUAAUGUUGUAUUCAAACAUUUCAAACAAACAAUCACAUACCUAUUAUUUUUUUUUUUGAAUGUUCACUUUUUUAUCGUUAUCACAUACCUAUUCUUAGGAUAUAGGUACAGCUAUUAUCCUAUUGCAAUAUAUUAACAAUUUAUAAAUGUUUAAACAUUGAUGAACUUAUAACUAAAUAAUGAUAUUUUUGAAAUAUAAUAGUAAUAUUGAAUUAUUCAUGUAAGAAACGUAACAAUUACUCUAUGUAAUCAUUUUUAAAAUUUGAUAAGUACAUUGUGUUUAAGAUUUAUUUUUUCUAUAAAAGUAUAAAUACAUUAGUAUAAUAUGUUAUAUCAUGACUGUUAACAAGCUUUAAUGUUUAUUUUACUAUUGAUUUUGAUAUUAUUUAUAAGUUGUUAAAUAAAUUAUUUCAAAAAUAUUUUGUAAAUGUUAUAGUUACAUUAAAAAAAAAAAUUAAUUUUUAAUGUACACUGCAGUCACAUUACCUAAUAUAUCAUGUCUUUUUAAAUUGUAUAUAUUGUAUAGAAUAUUAUAAAAAUAUAAUAUUUAUGUACCUACAUCCUACUACACGUAUACAUUUAUACUACAAUUAUUAUAUAUUAUAAAUAUAUUGAUGAUUAUUGUUACAUUAUUUAUAUUUAUAUUUUUAUUUUAUUAUUUUAUUAGCUGUGAUAUAUUUAUUUUGUGUUACAUUCUUAACUGUAUAAUUGUUGAACUUAUUUAUGUUCAAACUUGUAAUUGGGCAUUGCCUAUUAAAAUAUAUUAAACUCAUAAAUUUAAA